Messenger RNA from Mesocestoides corti, 1971 nucleotides. The record is from the annotation of a GenBank genome assembly. NCBI's taxonomy places the organism in Eukaryota, Metazoa, Platyhelminthes, Cestoda, Cyclophyllidea, Mesocestoididae.
AUGGAUUCUCCUCGGUCCUACGAGCUCUUCAUUGGCCCAGAUCAAUAUGUCCUUUACGAUUCCAGUUCAACAAAAAAAGGCCGCCCACUUGUUAUUGACCGCGUAACGAACACUGUCUCUGUAUCAAGUAAACUUCAAAGUUUAUUCUAUGAAGUAGGUUUUGAUUUAGAACAUUAUGAAAGCGUUAUGCCAAGGCCCGCAAUCAUUUACGGCAUUCUUGGGACAGUUCGUCUCCUCUCUGGUCGUUUUUUAAUGACGAUCGAUAAAUGUGAACUUGUGGGAAAUUUGUUUGGUCACCAGAUUUUCAAAGUAACAGCCUCAUCGCUGCGCCCAUUUGCCAAAUCAACAGCACAUCUUAAUAAAAUGGAGUUAGAGGCUGAGACGGCAUAUAUCAAUAUGCUCACGUUUGUGCUUCAAGUAGACGGUUUUUAUUUCUCCAACACCUAUGAUUUGACUGUGUCCCAGCAGCGAAUUUCAGAAUUUGGCCCGGAAACCAGAAACACGAGUCUCUUUGAGCGCGCUGAAAAACAGUUUCUAUGGAAUUACAGUCAUCUAAACGACUGGUCAAGUAUUCUCACGGAUGUCGCCAAAACAAGUGGCCUCUCUCUUAACAUCUCCAACUACCUCACGCCUGUCAUGUUCGGCUUUGUGGGUAUCCUCAAGGCCUCUUCAUCUCUUGGAUCUGAAGGGACUGUCGCAAGUUAUGCCAUUAUUUCUCGGCGUUCGGUUAAGCGCGCUGGCACCCGGUUCUACGCUCGUGGCCUCGACUCUGAAGCGAAUUCGGCCAACUUUGUGGAAACGGAGCAAAUUCUCUACCUUCCGCCAAGCCACAUUUCCUCUUUUGUGCAGGUUCGCGGCAGCGUGCCUCUGUUUUGGAGUCAGCGCCCAACACUUAAGUACAAACCGCUUGUUAAGAUGGGCCGUCUGGCUGCUGCUGCUCAAUCAACUAUUGACAAUCCACCCGAGUCACCACUUGACGUAGAGCCGGAGCAGCGGGCUAUAAUCCAGCGCCACAUUCACGAGGCCUGCUACCUUCACCGCUAUGGAAAGAUUUUUGCUGUCAACCUCUUGGAUCAAACUGGCAUGGAAAGGCAACUUUGCAAGACGUAUACGCUAGCCGCUCAAUCUGUUGAUCCGCAAGAACUCAAAUAUGAGUCCUUUGACUUCCACCGCGAAUGCAAGGCCCUCAAGUGGCACCGCCUAAGUAUCCUUCUGGAUCGACUCGAAGGUGACAUCGUUGCCAUGGGUCAGUUCAGACUGCUUUCGCCAAUCGGGAAAGAAACGCUUAGGGACGCUGUGGUUGUCAGUCGACAGACCGGAGUUUUCCGGACGAACUGCAUCGACUGUCUGGACCGCACCAAUGUUGUCCAAUCGCUUAUCGGCCGGCGGGCGGUGGACUUGGCCAUCCGAGACGCCGGCCUCGUGAACUCCGCCGACCGCGUGGUUUGUGGCAACUACAUGCGAGCCGUUUGGCCCGGAUUCGAAACCGCCUUCAAGGAGGUGUGGGCAGAUAACGCGGACGCCUGUUCCAUCCAGUACAGCGGCACAGCCGCUCUGAAGACGGAUUUUACGCGAACAGGCAAACGAACAUUCAAAGGCAUGCUUCUGGACGGUUAUUACUCGCUCACGCGUUACUACCUCAACAACUUUGUGGACGGUUUCCGCCAGGACGCCUUUAACCUCUUCCUUGGCCACUACGACAUAUUCCGUCCGGACAACGGCCAGCCGAAGUUGCCGCUACCGCGAGGACGCGAGCCGAGUGAUGUAGAGAGCCUGCGAAUCCGUUUCAUGCCGCUCUUUCUAGCCUUCGCCACGUCCAUGUCUGUCCUCUGUCUCAUCUUCCCCGCUGAUCUGUGGACCGAGCGAGUGGCGUACUUCUUGUUUUGGGGUGUAGCGUCGGUGACCUCUGCCAUCACAAUCUACGCCUACGGCGAGGAUUACGUGAACAAACCCAUCUUCCCGAUGGAGUAG